Owenia fusiformis is the source of this 1198-nucleotide messenger RNA. The record is from the annotation of a GenBank genome assembly. NCBI's taxonomy places the organism in Eukaryota, Metazoa, Annelida, Polychaeta, Sabellida, Oweniidae.
UUUUUAUGAAGUAGCUGUUCUUGAACAGUAAAUGUGCAGAAUUUUGACUCAGAAUAUUUUCUAACCGGACUUAUUAGAGUCCCAUAGAGUGUUAUCCGCCCGAUUACUUGAAGUAAUAGUAGGAAAGUUAAACUUUUAGUUCAGUCCACUGUAUUGCUACAUGUUGAGAACACAAGCUAGUUCCAAUGAAACCUGCCAUCUAUGUGUACAGAGGUCUUGGGGCAAGUGAGCAGGGUCUGUCUAUGCUGCUUAAUGCCCUCAAAAGAUGGUGCUGUAUGUCCACAUACGAUGUCAUCCAGAUUAGCCCACAGGAGAUCAUUACAGGUGAAUGGUGUAAAAAUGCUUCCUUGCUAGCUAUAGGGGGUGGCUAUGACAGAGGUUUUAUCAAAGCUCUGGGUCCAACAGGUAUGCACAUUAUCAAGCAGUAUGUGCAGUCUGGGGGAAGGUAUCUAGGUAUAUGUGCGGGUGGAUACUUUGGCAGUCAGGAAAUACAGUUUGAUAAGGAUGGACCACUCCAGGUGUGUGGUGAACGAGAUCUGGGAUUUUAUCAAGGUCUUUGUGUUGGGCCAGCAUAUGGUACACCCCCAUACAAAUACAACAGUGAACAAGGUGCUCAGGCUGCAUGUAUCAAAUGGAACACCCUUGGACACAAAUCUAAUUCUACACCUAUAAACAUUUCACCAAAUCAUAACGCUGAAAAGGAGAGCACAUCUGUGAAUGGGGGAAAGACUGUGUUCAAUUACUUCAAUGGUGGUGGAUUUUUCACUUGCAAUGAUGGUUGCCAUAGAGACAUUGAUAGUUACUACAGCAACAAGGAUUGUUCCAUAACAACACUAGCUACAUAUAUGGAUUUACCCGAAACACCAGCAGCAAUCGUAAAAUGCUCCUUAAACAAAGGAAUUUGUAUUUUAACUGGCAUCCAUUUUGAAUAUCUAGUUGAAAAACUUAAUCUAGAGGACAGUGAUUUGAAAAAUGUUAUUCCCAAGCUACAGAGCAGUGUAAGAGAGAGAGAAGAAUGUUUCAGAUUUAUAAUGGAUCAGUUGGGAAUCACCUGUAAAUCUUGUAAAACUCAUGAGACGUCCCAUUUAUGAGGUUAUUUAAUUAGUAAUGGUAGAUCUACUAUCUAUCAAAUAGUAGUACAUUGUACAUGUAGUAAUCAAAAAGAUACUAUUAAAAUUGUGCAUGGUUUUGUAACAAC